AUGACUGAUCCCUUCCAGCUCCCACAUGAGUAUUCUCAGAGAGGUGACAUAAUCAUUGGAGACAUUGUGGCUCAGUAUGGAUGCAUUUUUGAUAAAACUCCUUACACUGAAAACCCUAGAGCUAUGGUGGUAGAUGGACUUCUUGUAUCACCAAAGAACUACCAGCAUGUCCUGUCAUUUGUAUUUGCUGUGAUUAAUGAAAACUCCAAGAUCUUACCCAAUAUCAGCAUGGGUUUCCAGAUCUUUGACGGCUACUUGAAUGUGAGGAUGACUCAUCAAAACACCCUGAAACUUCUAUCUUCCUGGGAAAGAAUUGUCCCCAACUAUAACUGCAACAAGACAAAAAGUCUGAUCACUGUGGUCGGAGGACUUAACUCUGAAAUGGCUCUGCACAUAAUUACUCUUUUAAGCAUCUACAAGAUCCCACAGCUACCUGCAGUUGUUGGCAAGGUACACCCUAUGUGUACCAUGAUUGAACUCUUCCAGCUCCCACAUGAGUAUUCUCAGAGAGGUGAUGUAAUCAUUGGAGACAUUGUGACUCAGUAUGGAUGCAUUUUUGAUAAAACUACUUACACUGAAAACCCUAGAACUAUGGUGGUAGAUGGACUUUUUGUAUCACCAAAGAUCUACCAGCAAGUCUUGUCAUUUGUAUUUGCUGUGAAGCAGAUUAAUGAAAACCCCAAGAUCUUACCUAAUAUCAGCCUGGGGUUCCAGAUCUUUGAUGGCUAUUUGAAUGUGAGGAUGACUCAGCAAAAUACCCUGAAACUUCUAUCUUCCUGGGAAAGAAUUGUCCCCAACUACAACUGCAACAAGACAAAAAGUUUAAUUGCUGUGGUUGGGGGAUUUAACUCUGAAAUGGCCCUUCACAUAAUUACUAUUUUAAGCAUCUAUAAGAUCUCACAGAUGGCCUACUGUGUCUUUGCUCCAGUGACAGAUGUUAAAACUCAGCUCCCUUCCUUCUAUCGCAUGGUCUCCAAUGAAGAAUUUCAGUACAGUGGCAUCAUCCAGCUCCUUUUGCAUUUCCAAUGGACAUGGGUGGGGAUCAUGGCAACGGAUGAUGAUCAAGGAGAAAAAUUUGUCCAAACUUUGACCUCUAUGCUUUUCCAGCAUGGAAUCUGUGCAGCCCACAUUGAAAAGACACCAGCAAUAUAUCAGGUAUCACACACAUUUGGAUCAUUAGAAUCAAUUGUACCUGUGGCUGUUUCCCUUGCCAGUUCCAAUGUCAGACUAUUUGUUGUAAAUGCAGACCCUCAGACCAUAAAUGCUUUAAAAUGGUUGAUAUAUAUUAAUGAAAUAUUAAGAGGUAUUACCGACACUUUCAAGGGAAUUGUAUGGAUUAUGACAGCCCACUGGGAUUUCUCAUCACAGACAGAGCACAGGGAAUUUGACAUGAACAUCUUCCAUGGUGCUUUGUCCUUUACAAUUCACUCAAAUGAGGUACUGGAUUUUACAAAAUUCCUUCAGAGAAUACACCCUGACUUACAACAAGAAGAUGGUUUUCUCAUGGUCUUCUGGGAACAGGCCUUCAACUGUACAUUGUCUGAUUCUGAUGAAAAGAAGGAAAGGAAUAAUGCUUGCACAGGAGAAGAGAGGCUGGAUAGUCUACCUGGAGUUGUUUUUGAAAUGACCAUGACUGGCCAGAGCUAUAGCAUCUACAAUGCAGUCUAUGCCAUUGCACAUGCUUUACAUAAGAUGUACGCAUCCAGAAUGAAAAAUGGAGCAAUUGUCGACAGAAGUAGAUGGAAUCCUUUAAAUCUACAGCCUUGGAAGCUUCACCCUUUCCUGAGAAGCAUCUCAUUCAACAACAGUGCUGGAGACCUGAUCUUUUUUAAUGAGGAUGGUGAAAUAGCAGCCGGAUUUGAUAUUAUAAACUGGGUUACUUUGCCGAACAAAACCUUCGUAAGAGUGAAAGUUGGAAGGAUGGACCCAGAGGGGUCACCUGGCAGAGAGUUCAACAUUAAUGAAGAGGCCAUCACAUGGCAUAAUAUGGUUAAUCAGGUCCCUCCCCUUUCUCUGUGUAAUGACAACUGUCAACCUGGUUAUAGCAGAAAAAAGAAGGAGGGGGCACCAUUUUGUUGCUACAGUUGUGCUCCAUGUCCAGAGGAGAAGAUUUCAGAUCAGAAGGAUAUGGAUGACUGUUUUAAAUGUCCACAACACCAAUAUCCAAACAAGAAUCAAGAUCAAUGCAUUGCCAAGGAUCUAAACUUCCUCCCUUUCACAAAAUCUUUGGGGAUCAUUUUAGCUUCUUUGGCUCUCUUCCUUUCUUUGAUCACAGCUGUGGUGCUAGGAAUUUUCAUCAAGAACCAAAACACGCCGAUCGUCAAAGCCAAUAAUCGGGACCUCACCUAUUCUCUCCUCCUCUCCCUGCUGCUCUGUUUCCUUUGCUCCUUGCUCUUCAUUGGCCAGCCUCAGACAGUGACCUGCUAUUUACGGCAAACUGCUUUCGGCAUCAUCUUCUCAGCGGCUGUUUCGUGUAUGUUGGCCAAAACCACCACUGUGGUCGUGGCUUUCGCAGCUACUAAGCCAGGCACCAAGAUGAGGAAAUGGGUGGGGAAAAGAAUGGCAAGCUCCAUUCUCAUCUGUUGCUCCCUCAUUCAAGCCAUUAUUUGUACAGUGUGGCUCUGCACUGCUCCUCCAUUCCCACAUUUUGACACUGACAGUCUGGCUGAAGAAAUCAUAGUGGAAUGCAAUGAAGGGUCAGUCACAAUGUUUUAUUUGGUGCUGGGGUAUCUGGGAAUUCUGGCCAUUGUCAGCUUCAUUGUGGCAUUCCUAGCCAGGAAGUUGCCCGACACUUUCAAUGAAGCCAGAUUUAUCACUUUCAGCAUGUUGGUUUUUUGCGGUGUUUGGCUGUCCUUUGUUCCAUCUUACCUCAGCACCAAGGGGAAAUAUAUGGUAGCCGUGGAGAUCUUCUCUAUCUUGGCCUCUAGUGCUGGGCUGCUGGUUUGUAUCUUCUUCCCGAAAUGCUACAUAAUUAUCCUGAGGCCUGAGUUGAAUAGUAGGCACCAACUAGUACGGAAGUAA
This is a messenger RNA of Euleptes europaea (tarantolino), 3021 nucleotides long. RefSeq names its product vomeronasal type-2 receptor 26-like. Bases 1 to 3021 code for a protein of 1006 amino acids. The record is from RefSeq and is a predicted model, not a curated record. NCBI's taxonomy places the organism in Eukaryota, Metazoa, Chordata, Lepidosauria, Squamata, Sphaerodactylidae. Gene Ontology annotation, molecular function: G protein-coupled receptor activity. Gene Ontology annotation, cellular component: membrane. The transcript has 8 exons. Gene Ontology annotation, biological process: G protein-coupled receptor signaling pathway.